Molecule: messenger RNA, 786 nt
Organism: Osmia bicornis bicornis
Lineage: Eukaryota; Metazoa; Arthropoda; Insecta; Hymenoptera; Megachilidae
Exons: 4
Coding region: 1-786 (261 amino acids)
Source: RefSeq, a predicted model, not a curated record
AUGGCCAGCACGACACAGCCAGCGCCCAGACACAAUGGGACCAGAGCCGUAAGUUACACACCAGCCCAAAGUGCCCAAGGUGCAAAGCGCAAAGGAACAAGGAUGAAUAGCAUAUCAACCGAUCUCUUGCCUGCAAUAGAGGAAGCAUUAAAGGACGGACCCAAUCUCGCAGGGGAAGGCAACCGAGCGGCAGGCGAGGCCAAUGCCCCAAACGCGGCAGAGGGUGAAAGAAAAAUCCUGGUGAAUCAAGACCGAUUGGACCCCGCGAUGUCAAGGCCAAUAAAUAGGGAAGCGUCAGUACGUGGAGAGGAGAUACAGAGGGAAAUGAUGAGGCACAUGACAACAGCGGCUCAUCCAAGCCCAUCCUCAUUAAGAAUAAGAUACCAGCAUCGAUGGGAUUUCGUCAGACAGCACAGAUCAAGGCAGCAGAGAUCACGGCCGUCGCACUCCUCCAUCCCACCACAAGAGAGCGUACCACCACUCCCAUCAAUGAGGAUGAACGCCCAACCGCCAAUUACACAAGGGCCGCCAAAAACAGCAAUGUCCGCUUUCACGGUUCUACAAAUAAACCUGAAUCAUUGCCGAGCCGCUCAGGACAUACUAUGGCAAGCAGUGCAUGACUACAAUGUCGACAUCGCCGUGAUCAGUGAGCCGUAUCUCCCAAGACCAGAGUGGCACACAGAUCCAAGCGGAUUCCUGAGCGUGUGGUACGUGGAGAGAGCCCCCAGAACCACCGAGCUGGGUAUAGUACGUAAAGACACACCUCAGACGGUUGCAUUGGCCUAG